Molecule: messenger RNA, 1068 nt
Organism: Drepanopeziza brunnea f. sp. 'multigermtubi' MB_m1
Lineage: Eukaryota; Fungi; Ascomycota; Leotiomycetes; Helotiales; Drepanopezizaceae
Molecular function (GO): nitronate monooxygenase activity
Source: RefSeq, a predicted model, not a curated record
AUGGCCUCCAAGCAACAACUCCGUACUACCCUUACGGAUCUUUUAAAGAUCAACCACCCGGUCAUGCUGGCGGGUAUGAACGUCGCCGCCGGCCCUAAGCUUGCUGCCGCCGUCACCAAUGCCGGAGGACUCGGUGUUAUUGGAGGAGUCGGAUACACUCCCGACAUGCUUCGCGAGCAGAUCGCAGAGCUCAAGUCCUUUCUCACAGACAAGAAUGCCCCCUUUGGUGUGGAUCUGCUGCUCCCUCAAGUCGGAGGAUCUGCCCGCAAGACAAAUUACGAUUAUACCAAGGGCAAGCUCGGCGAGCUGAUUGACAUCGUGAUCGAGUCCGGUGCAAAGCUCUUCGUUUCAGCUAUUGGUGUGCCCCCGAAGGCUGUCGUCGAGAAGCUGCACAACGCCGGCAUUCUAUAUAUGAACAUGAUAGGGCACCCUAAGCACGUCAAGAAGUGCGUCGACUUGGGCGUGGACAUUAUCUGCGCCCAAGGAGGAGAGGGGGGUGGACAUACUGGAGAUGUUCCUACAACCGUUCUGAUCCCAGCCGUGGUUGAGCUUGUCAAGGGCAAGACUAGCCCUAUGACCGGCAAGCCCGUGCAAGUUGUUGCCGCUGGCGGUAUCUUCAACGGACAGACUGUUGCUGCUGCGCUUAUGCUCGGUGCUUCGGCCGUUUGGGUGGGAACCCGUUUCAUCUUGACUGAUGAGGCUGGUGCACCCAAGGCCCAUCAAGAGGCUGUUAGGACUGCUGGACACGAUGACAAUGUCCGUACGAUCAUCUUCACCGGGAGACCGCUGCGGGUACGCACUAACCCGUACAUUGAAAACUGGGAGAACAACCGCGCGGCGGAGAUCAAGGAGCUCACUAGCAAGGGUAUCAUCCCCGUUGAGCACGAUUUUGAGACUUUGGGUGACGAUAUUGAUGAUGAAACUAUGGAUAACGCCAGACCCUUCCUGAUGGGUAAGGCUGCCGCUGUUGUGAAUGAGAAGAAGAGUGCCAAGGCCGUCGUGGACGAGCUGGUCACGGAUGCUGUUGCUUGGAUCCAGAAGGGUGAGAAGAUGAUUGCGAAGUUAUAA